AUGAGGUUCGUCGCGGGCUUCUCGCUACUCGUUGCCGCUGUCUCUGCCUUGCCCGCCUUACCUAGGGCACAGCAGCAGGUUUGCGACAACCCCGGACGCUUCGUCUCCGUCGUGAUCGACGCGUCCGGGUCGCAGGCGGACAAUGACCCGAACAAUGUCCGCCUGAAGGGAGCCCAGCAGAUCAUCGCCUCCCUGACUCCCGAGGGCUCGGCUACUGCAGCCAACAAGGCUGAUGAGAUCGCAGUGGUUAGCUUCACCACAUCUGCUGAUGUUCUUUACCCGCUCGGGAACCCCGGCAGCGAGGCUUCUGACGUGGCUGCCUCUGUCUCUGCCAAUGGCGGCACAGACGUGUACCUCGGUCUCAAGGCUGGCCUGGAUCAGAUUGCCAGGGUCGGCAGCAGCCAGUUGGACCGUGCCGGUGUCGUCAUGUUCACCGACGGGCUGGACGAUGGUGUCGUUGGAGCUACGGAGUGGGAGCGCAAGCGUCAGCGUCUGCAGGUUGUUGCCAAAGCCAAGGCUGCCGGUGUCCGCGUCUCCUGGGGCCACCUAUCGUUUCCCAAGACAUCGACCCAUGGUGGUGGCCUUCUCAGCGACAUAUGGAACAUCAUCUUCGGCGGCGGGGUGGGUAGGACUACGACCACGAUUGCGGGCCCCGAGCUGGACAAGGAGCUCGCCGCUGCUGUACUCGCCACUGGCGGCACGGUUUCGGUGAUCUCAUCUGCCGAUGCGCAGAUCUCCUUUGUCGAGCAGGUGCUGAAAAACGGUAUCACGAACAAUGAUGGCCGUUGCCACGGCCUCGAUAUCGAUCAGUCUGGCGGCCCUGUCAAGAACAAUGUCACUUCGCUCGGCCUCUGCUCGGACAACGCCAAUGCUGUCUUUACCUACACACCUUCACACUCGAAGGAGAAACUCGCUGUCACGAUCGAUCUCCUCUCCACCGCGAACCAUGUCAACCUACACGCCACUCUCGAGAAUAAGUCCACUGGCUCAAAGCUGAAGGUCACUGUGGACAGCGCCAGCCCCACUCAGAUCCUGACGGCAGAGGCUGCUCCCGGAGAGAAUGUCGAGAUCACCAUUCAGCCGUCUGGCGCGUCGGCCGACACAUGCCAGUACGGUGUUCGCCUUGAUGCUGUUCCCAUUGACACAAUCCCAACUAGCUGGCAGACGGUCUCGUCUUCUUCUUCCAACGCGCCUCUUCCCAGUUCUUCUCACGAUUCCUCUCCCACGUCGUCGAGCACUCCUCCCACAUCGCCAGAUGCCCACCCUUCUAGCUCUUCCAACAGUCCUCCUCCCACAUCGUCGAACAAUUCGUCGUCCACAUCUUCCAGCGCGUUCCCUACUUCCGACGGACCGCCUUCUACCUCUUCCAAGGCGCCCCCGCCCACUUCCUCUAACACACACUCUUCUUCGACCUCCCAGGCCCCCCCGCCAACCUCAUCCGCCCCUCCUAUAUCGAGCGUGCCGCCUCCCUCUUCGUCAACUGCGACAUCGUCUACUCAGCAGUCCAGUAACUCAUCCGCAUCUCCCACCUCUAUCAGCGCCGCCCCCACGUCUCAAGGGCCCAGGCUCCCGAAUGUCCCACCGCUGCCAUCCCAUCUGUAA
Messenger RNA from Trichosporon asahii var. asahii CBS 2479, 1602 nucleotides. RefSeq lists its product as uncharacterized. Bases 1 to 1602 code for a protein of 533 amino acids. Lineage: Eukaryota; Fungi; Basidiomycota; Tremellomycetes; Trichosporonales; Trichosporonaceae. The transcript has a single exon. The record is from RefSeq and is a predicted model, not a curated record.